Cantharellus anzutake is the source of this 1941-nucleotide messenger RNA. RefSeq lists its product as uncharacterized. Bases 316 to 1845 code for a protein of 509 amino acids. The record is from RefSeq and is a predicted model, not a curated record. NCBI's taxonomy places the organism in Eukaryota, Fungi, Basidiomycota, Agaricomycetes, Cantharellales, Hydnaceae. The transcript has 3 exons.
CGUCUGUGCAGUCGAAGGAGAGGGGGGCAGUAAUGAGUGGGUGGUAAUAAAUAAUUGAUCAAUAUCUGAUCAUGACGUGGCACAAAAGCGCCAUGAAGGCCGUGGCCUGUCCGUCCAGCACUGCUCAUCUUUGUCCCUCAGCCUUCAUUGGAGCGAAGGAAUAACCCAAAAUUAACGCGAGCGAGCCCACCCAACUCGAGCAAAGAUCCAAAACUUUUACAUCGCUCAGAAAAAAAUACUUAGAUAAAUUGAUGGGGUCUGCGCCAAACAAGACAAAACAAGCGGAAGAAUGUUGCAAACGUCAAUGAAGAGUUGAUGAUGCCAAGAUUGUCCAAACGAUGCGCCGCCUUCAUUGACGCUCUACGCAGUCGCCUAGAUCUCAGCAACGGGACACAAACUCCCAGUGAUGGUUUGCCUUUGUUCUCCUCAGGCUCAGACCAUGGUGACGUCUACUUUUCCCCGUUGGAGCCGGAAAUAUCGCCCCGUGCCACGACUCCUGUCACUGGUCAAUAUCCUGUCUCACCUUUCGCGAUAUACCGAAGACGUCAGGAGAAUGCACAGAAGCCUGCUUGUCGCAUUCCAGAUGAGAUCCUGUCAGAGAUUUUCCUUCUUGGGUUUAUUCCUGACCACCGCGUUCUGGUGGGGAAGUAUUUAAAAUCGAUCUCAUCAACCUGCUCAAGAUGGAGAAGUGCAUCAAUACAUACGCCGGGAUUGUGGAGUCAUAUUGCGUGUGAUUGGACUAAUGCUCGAUAUCCACUGGAUGCGUUGUACACAUUCCUUGAGAGAUCAGUGCAGGCCCCUCUCACCUUAUCCAUCUACAACCCUGAUUUUGGCGCUCCCCCUCCCUACCACAAAAUACUUUUUGAGGAUUCCGAUUUGCAUUCCACACGCAUCAGGUGUUUGCGGCUAGACGGGGCGUGGUCCGUUGGGACAUCGUUCAGUUCUUUGCCAUCUCUCGAGGCACUCACACUGUCAGUCAACCCCAACGAAGUAGAGCAAGAUGCUCGCAAAGUUCAAGAGUUUCUUGACUCCCUUUUCCGCUGCGCCCAGCCCCAUUCCCUGCGACUCUGGCGAUGCACUCGUACAUACUCUUUCUCCGGUUUAAAUCUGAAGAGGCUCACACGCCUCAGUUAUGUGUGGGAAGCAGUGGAUGAAUCCUUCGUAGAGCUUCUGCGGAAUGCACUCAAUUUGGAAGAGCUAGAGUUCGACGUUGUAGGAGCAUUUGGGGACUUUCUUGGCGCGUACUCUAUUUCGCUGCCCCAGCUGCGCUGCUUGCGGUUAGGGUGCCUUCUCCCAGGGAUCGAACGGACGUUUUUCCCUCGUGUAAUGGCUGAGAGCUUGGAGUAUCUCGAUCUUCGAGAUGCCUCUGAAAUACCUCCCUACCUCUCCCCAUGUCGAUUCCCAAACCUUCGCAUCAUUAUUGCUGAACUAUCGAUCCUCGAUUAUCUACCCGCAGCCUUUAACUCGCUUCCGUUGUUAGAGAUCAUCCAUUUACUGGUGCGCGGGGAGGUGCCGAAGCUGGAUUGGAUCUAUUCCUUGUGCCAUGGUUUGAACUCGGACUCAAGAAUAGAGCCUCCACCCAUAUGUCCGCAGCUUCGCACGAUUGCCAUAUCCUUGCAGAACCCUUCGCGCAGAUGGGACAUGAAACUAUCUGCGGCGCUUCGACACCUCUGCCUUGUACGAGGACGCCAAUCAUAUCAAGGAGGAAUUCGCGUAUUCCUCCACAUGAAUCCCAAGGAUAAGUGGCCUAGUACGAAUUAUUUUCUUCAGUCGAGCGCGAACACGAAUAUCUCGAAGGUUAAGGAGCUUCCACCCCUAUACACCCCUUUUCGUCCUUGCCACUGACAAUGAUACCCUCCUAAUUCGGCCGAAAUGGCUCAAAAGUCUCAUCCGAGAGGAGAACACGUUUAAUACUUGACGCCUCCAUUUCACGCCGAGGCG